AUGGAAGUCACCAAGAAGGUGGGGGACUCUGAUCCACCGGGCCCCCAAGGCCACCCCUCGGCCAGCAGCCAGCAGCCGGGGGGUGGCCUCAGAGGGUCCCAGGGACCAUGGGUAAACUCGGGAUCUGUAUACUUCGCGCAGGGGUUGUCAUUGUCCACUGAGGCCAUCACUGAUAGGACCUGUGGCCCUGCCUCCCAGGCCCAUGCCCCUGAGCCCGUUCACCAGCUACACCAGGAUCCUGCUGAGGUUGGCUCCCAGUGUGUCUGCGAGCAGGCCUCCCAAGAUGCCCCGAGACUCCCCUCUACUAGCCCGUUUCCGAGCUCCAUCGUGGGAACCCCAGCGCAUCCCAGCAUGGAGAACAGGACCCUGGCCCUACCUGUGUGCACACACAGUGACAGCAUCAGUGAUUCGAUCCAGCAUGGAUUCUGCCGCUCCCGGGCUCAGGUGCAGGUUGCAGGGCAGGGCAAGGUUCCAGCUAAAGUCCUGGUGGGCUGGGGCAAAGGCCCCUGCAGCCCUGACCAGGUAGCCCCCUUGGGCAGCAGGAAGAGCCGGUGGCUACCCUAUUUCCUUUCGGGGGACGAGGGCUCAGCCGCAGCCCAAGGUCCUCUCCCGGCUCCAGCCCAAGGUCAGGACCAGGGCAAGUGCCCAUGUGCGGCCCAGGCUCCUCCAACUCCAACUCAGGCAGAUGCCCCAGCUGUGGCUCCAACUCCAAAGCCGGCAGCAGUUGAAACUGACACCUACAACUCUGAUCACUCGACAGACACCGCUACCAUGACCAGUGGCCUGUCCCAAGACCCCCUGCUCAGGAAGAGUAGCAACCAACGGCCAGUCCUCUUGGAGUCUUCCAAAGUGGUCUCAUCCUGCCAGGACAAAGUGGAUUUUGGUUUUCAGAAGGAGCCUCCCACCCCAGCGCCUUCUCCAAAUGAGUCCUCAGACCAUGUCCAGGAGCUCGAGGUUGCCAAAAUGCAGGUGUUAUCCAACCUGCCCCAGAACCCAGCGGAGAAGCCGCCGGUCUGUACCUCUGGGCCAGGCAGCCCAACACCAGGCUCAGGGCCUCUGGGUAGCCCCAAGUCCCAGAGGAAUAACCAGGGGAGUUGCAGCUCUCGGCCAGACCAGCAGCCUCUCAACGUUUGCAACAAUACCUGCUCCAGUGGGCCACGGUCUGCCUACCAAGUGUCUUGCCACAAGCAGUCACCAGUCCAGUCUCCCAGGGAAGCCAUCCAGAUCCCCCCCUCCACUGCCCCUACCUGCCAGCUCCGGGAUGCUAUGGAAGACCGUGUGCUGGUGUUCGAUAUGGCCACGGGGAACACCAGGAUGGGGCUGCUGUGCCAUGACCCCAUGGGUCCACGGGCAGUGCUGCUGGGUGUCAUGCCCAGCCACCCAUCCAUCUAUGUCCCCGAAAAUGUGUUGUCCGCUCCACCGUUAGCCAUGCCCAUCCUUUCCCCUGACAACAAUCGCUCCAACUUCUGGUCCACCUCGCCCAUGCUGUCCAGCCCUGUGCCCUCCAGCCUCUCAUCUGGAAGCUACCGAGAGGUGGCCCUGGUUCCCAAGGAGGGCAGGCUCAACUUGGAGUCACAGAACUCCCCUGGUGCCGAGACCCCCAUCAGAGUGUUCACUAGGCCCGUUCCACUGGGGAUGCCCCUCCAAUUUGGUGAGAGGAGAUUGAGCCAUGGCCAUGGUCCGGGCUGCUCCAAAUCUGAUGCUGAAAAAAAUGAACUUAGCCGUACCAUCUGGAUGCUGGACACUUCCAGGAUGCAAGAUGCCUCCACAGUCCAGCCCAAGAAACUGCAGUGGGUGAACUCAGAGCAGACCCCAGAGCCUGUCCCACAAGCCCCAACCCAGGAGGGGCCCAAAUCCCUGCUUCAGGAGGAUAUAGGCAACCACAACCAGAAAGAGGUCCUUACUGCUCACCCUGACAGCCUUUGGGCUGAGGGUGCUGGGCAGGUCUCCCUCGGUGGUCGGCCACCUCUAGCCAAGCAGCAUCCCCUUUCUGGACAGCCCCCUCCAACUGGUCAGCCUCCCUCUGCUGAGCAGUGCCCCCUCACCAGGCCGACCCAUCUUUCUGGACAGCCACUCCUAGCUGAGCCGCCCCCCUCCACCAGGCAGCUCCCCCUUCCUGGUCAGCUCCUUCUCACUGGAACCCCUCUUGCCAGGCAGCUUUCUCUCACUGGGCAGCCUCCCUUUUCUCAAGAACCCCCCAUUUCCAAAGAGCCCAUCGUCUCAGGAGGGCCCCCCAUCACCAGGGAACCUGGCCAGGCCUCCACCUUGUGCCAGGAAGGGGAGCACUUGAGCUUGCCGGCCCAUGUGGGGGUACUUCAGGUGCCCCUGGCCCCUGAGGAUGUGUGUGUCUACAUGAACAGAGAAAAGGUCGACAUCGGUGCCCCUGAUCCGAUGUCCACACAUCGGCUCUCCUCCUGGCAACCUGGCGGCUCCCCGGGCACCCAGGAGGAGCAGUUUUCCCUGGUCACCUUCUCCACACCUGGCCCCGGCUGCAAGGUCUUGCCCGUGGCCAUGGUGGGCACGGAGCCCCAGGGUCCCUGGUUCAAGCUGACACCCGAGGACAUGGCGCACUCAUCGGUGGUUGCACACCUCGGCCUGCCCCGCGGGGCCUGCUACGAGCUGGUGCCCAGCACAGAUGCUCUGCCGGCGCAGUCCCUCAUGCUCUGCCGCCCCUCGCGGGGCCCCUACCGGGACAUGGCAGCGGUGGUGAUCGACACGGGCACAGGUUUCACCAAAUGUGGCCUGGCCGGGGAGGACCAUGUCCUCAGCGUGGUGCCCUCCCGUGUGCAGCUGCUACAGCGCCCGGCCCAGGCCGAGCCCCGGGAUGCGGUGCCUGAGAACCAGGAGGCCUCCUAUUCGGUGCUGAACCGCGGAGUGGUCUCCGACUGGGACGCCCUGGAGGGGCUGUGGCAGCACCUGUUUUACUGCAGGCUGGGCGUGCGGCCGGAGGAGCUGGCUGUGCUGGUGGCCGACUCGCCCAUCUCACCGCGCACCAACCGGGAGAAGGUGGCCGAGAUACUCUUCGAGCGUUUCCACGUGCCUGCCAUGCAGACGGCGCAUCAGGCCCUGCUGGCGCUCUACGCUUACGGGCGCACCACUGGGCUGGUGCUGGGCAGUGGCCACGGCACCUCCUACGUGGCACCUAUCCUCACUGGGAAUCUGGCCCCGUUGGACACCUACCGUCUGGAUGUGGCUGGUGCCGACCUCACUGAGUACCUGGCUCAGCUGUUGCUGGCAGGGGGCCACUCGCCGCCCAAGGUAGGGCUGGUCAACCAGAUCAAGGAGGCCUGCUGCUACGUGGCCAUGAACAUGACGGCUGAGAUGGCCCGCACCCAGCCCCAGGCCCGGGUGGACUUCGUGCUUCCAGACAAGCAGGUCAUCACACUGGGCUCUGAGCGUUUCUGCUGCCCUGAGGCCCUCUUCCAGCCCAGUCUGCUAGGCCUCAACCAGCCUGGCCUCCCGCAACUGGCCCUCUUGAGCAUCAGCCGGCUGGAGGCCAAGCAGCAGGAGGAGCUGCUGGCCAAUGUGGUGCUGGACGGCGGCGGCACCCUGAUGAAUGGCUUUCCCGAGCGCCUGAGGCAGGAGCUGGGCCCCCGAGCCACUGUGCUGGGCUCGCCCCACCGUGCUGUCGCUGCUUGGCUUGGAGGCUCCAUCAUGGCGUCCCGGGACUCCUUCCAGAGUCUGUGGCUCAGCCGCCAUGAGUACGAGGAGGAAGGCCCUUGGGCCAUCUACAAGUACCAUCUGUGA
Molecule: messenger RNA, 3747 nt
Organism: Neomonachus schauinslandi (Hawaiian monk seal)
Lineage: Eukaryota; Metazoa; Chordata; Mammalia; Carnivora; Phocidae
Exons: 1
Coding region: 1-3747 (1248 amino acids)
Source: RefSeq, a predicted model, not a curated record